Molecule: messenger RNA, 2014 nt
Organism: Gasterosteus aculeatus aculeatus (three-spined stickleback)
Lineage: Eukaryota; Metazoa; Chordata; Actinopteri; Perciformes; Gasterosteidae
Gene: kmo
Product: kynurenine 3-monooxygenase
Biological process (GO): quinolinate biosynthetic process; L-tryptophan catabolic process
Cellular component (GO): mitochondrial outer membrane
Molecular function (GO): kynurenine 3-monooxygenase activity; FAD binding
Source: RefSeq, a predicted model, not a curated record
AAUGAUAACACAGUCGAACUUAAAAUGACAGGCACGGGGCGAAAUAUCUUACAUAGUUCUGAAAUAUUGUCGUGUCAUUGGUUCUGAUAUCGAUUAGGAGCUCUGCGUGUGGAUUUUUGUUCAGCGUAUCAUAUCGGUUUACGAAGACCAGCCUACGCAUUCAAUUUACGAAGCAUUGAGAAGUUAACGCAACCGAUGCACUCGUGUGAAAUAGACAGGACGCAGUUUGUGUAAAACUAAAUGAGCAUGAGGUGUAUUUUACUGCCGAUGCAUUUUAUCAAGAGUCUUACCUGAAAGUCUGCAGGUUGGGGCGCUGAACGCCUGCUUCUUUGCCGAAAGAGGCUUCAAUGUGGAACUGUUCGAAUCCCGCGAAGAUAUCCGGCGGGCCGAAGUUGUGAAGGGAAGAAGCAUCAACCUGGCUUUGUCUCACAGGGGCCGGCAAGCACUGAAGCAGGUCGGGAUGGAGGACAAGAUUGUCUCCCAGGGGAUCCCCAUGAAUUCAAGAAUGAUCCAUUCAUUAAAUGGGAAACAGUCCCCGAUCCCUUAUGGGAAGAAAGGUCAGUUCAUCCUGUCAGUGGACCGAGCCAAUCUGAACAAAGAGCUGUUAACAAAGGCAGAGACGUAUCCAAACACAAAGUUGAACUUUGACCACAAACUGCUGGAUUGGAGAGCUGAAACAGGGCGGAUGACCUUUGCCAGGUCAGAUGGCUCCAAAGAGCAGAUCAACGCGGACCUGAUUGUGGGCUGUGACGGAGCGUUCUCGGCCAUCCGCAAGCAAUUCCUCCGCCGCAGCCGCUUCGACUACAGCCAGACCUACAUCCCCCACGGCUACAUGGAGCUCACCAUGCCACCCAUUGACGGAGAGUUCGCCAUGAAGCCUAAUUAUCUGCACAUCUGGCCACGAAACACCUUCAUGAUGAUCGCCCUGCCCAACCUGGACAAGACCUUUACCUGUACCCUCUUCAUGCCCUUUGAUGAGUUCGAGAAGAUCACCACAGGCGACGAAGUCAUCGACUUCUUCCAGAAAUACUUCCCCGACGCCAUACCACUGAUCGGAGUCGAUGCUCUCAAGACGGAUUACUUCCGACUGCCCGGACAGGCCAUGGUGUCCAUCAAGUGCUCCCCGUAUCACAUUGAAGACAAAUGUGUCCUCAUGGGCGACGCGGCCCACGCGGUGGUGCCCUUCUACGGACAGGGGAUGAACGCUGGCUUCGAGGACUGCAUUGUCUUUGGAGAAAUAUUGGAUCAGCUCAAUAAUGAUUUCAGCGCCGUGCUGCCAGAGUACAGCAGAGUGCGAGUUCCAGACGACCACGCCAUCGCAGACCUGGCCAUGUACAACUACAUUGAGAUGCGAGCCCACGUCAACUCCAAAUGGUUCAUUUUCCGAAAACAUGUUGAUAACUUCCUCCACUUCCUCAUGCCAAGCACGAUAGUUCCACUGUACACAAUGGUCACUUUCACCAGGACAAGGUACCACGAGGCCGUGGACCGCUGGCAUUGGCAGGACAAGGUGAUAAACCGCGGCCUGCUGUUGAGCGCGACAGCAGCUCUUUUGGGAGGCUCCUACCUGCUCAUUAAAAACCCUCCUGAUAUCAGCAAGCUCAUCAGGCCCGCUGAGAAGAUGUGGGACGGGCUCGUGGCCCUCUGCAACCCCCGAGCGCUGGCUCGGAUCUGACAGACAGAGAGUCCCAUUUUAAUUAGGGUUUGAUUGAAUCCUCUGAUGAACACAGUGAGAGCCUUUGACUGGCAAAUGAACGUAGCGAUAUGAGGACUUAAAUGAUGGACGCGUUGAUUGAAUGUAGAAUUCCUCAACAUUUAAUAGCUGUGUGACUGAUUGGAAUAUUUAAUUGCCAUCCAAAAUCAUUGUCACAUUUUUUCAUUGAGAGAACCAAAAUGGCAGUAUUAUGCAGUAUUAAACCCACUGGCAAGGAGUAUUAGUAUGGAGUAUUUCCAGGGAUCAGUUAGGAGUUACAAUACAAACAGUCAAUACAAACUGUAUACUGAAGAGAUAAAU